Messenger RNA from Zea mays, 1090 nucleotides. NCBI's taxonomy places the organism in Eukaryota, Viridiplantae, Streptophyta, Magnoliopsida, Poales, Poaceae. The record is from RefSeq.
AUGGUGGAUCCACUGGCCGCCGGUUUUCUCCAGCUGGAGAGCCAUUCGUGGGCGUAGGACGAGAGAGAGGAUCGGCGGCGGCGGCGUGUGGGAGAUGGCGCGCGAGAGGCGGGAGAUACGGCGGAUAGAGAGCGCGGCGGCGCGGCAGGUGACCUUCUCCAAGCGCCGGCGCGGGCUGUUCAAGAAGGCGGAGGAGCUCGCCGUGCUGUGCGACGCCGACGUCGCGCUCGUCGUGUUCUCCGCCACCGGCAGGCUCUCGCAGUUCGCGAGCUCCAGUGUGAAUGACAUCGUUGACAAGUACAGUACACAUUCUAAGAAUCUGGGGAAAUCACAUCAGCAGCCUUCUAUUGAUUUGAAUGUAGAGCAGAGCAAAUACAGCGGCUUGAACGAGCAACUUGCUGAAGAAACUAAUGGACUUAGACAGAUGAGAGGUGAAGACCUUGAGGGAUUGAGUGUAGAGGAAUUGCACCGAAUGGAAAGGAAACUUGAAGCAGGACUGCAUAGAGUGAUUAGUACAAAGGACCAGCUAUUCAUGCAACAAAUCGGCGAAUUACUGCAAAAGGGCACACAGCUAGAAGAUGAGAACAGGCGUCUAAAAGAACAAAUGCCUCAGGUGCUAACGGCUGGCACAAUUAAGGUGGUUGCUGCUGCUGCAGAAAAUAUCCUCACUGAAGACGGGCAGUCGUCUGAAUCUGUAAUGACUGCAUUGCAUUCAGGAAGCUCGCUCGACUGUGAUGAUGGUUCCGAUAUUUCCUUGAAGUUGUCGUUGCCUUGAAAGGAAGGACCAUCGCAUCGCAUGUUAUCUGCAUGAGUGGGGCUGACACCAGUGCUUCUAAGAAGACAAAGACUGGGAUAGUCCCAUUCGCGGCAUUAUAUUGGUUUAACCAGAUGUGCUGUCCUUGUGCAUGUCUGUACUUCAAAGUGGCUAACGCGAAAUUUGUAUAUAUAAUAGUGUAUGCGCUGCGUUAUCUUCGUUCUAAAAAUCUGUAUUGUUUCGUUGCUGGCGCUAUAUUGUUGGUGUAUUAUAUAUAUGCACUUAACUGUUAUCUAUACUAUUCUAUUAAAAAUAUAAUAUAGACAUCUGAUGCUA